Molecule: messenger RNA, 1346 nt
Organism: Clupea harengus (Atlantic herring)
Lineage: Eukaryota; Metazoa; Chordata; Actinopteri; Clupeiformes; Clupeidae
Product: GTPase IMAP family member 7-like
Exons: 1
Coding region: 39-1049 (336 amino acids)
Source: RefSeq, a predicted model, not a curated record
ACAUGGAUCUACAUGUCAAUCUGAUAAGAUGCUAAUACAUGUUCAAAUAUGUUUACACAGACUCAACACUCAGGAUUGUGCUCGUGGGACACACAGGAGCUGGCAAAAGUGCAUCAGGAAACACCAUAUUGGCAGACAAAGCAUUUAAAGUGGAAUGUAGCUCAAAUGCUGUGACUAAAUUUGGCGAGAAAAAACAAGGGAAGGUGGAAAACAAAGAUGUCUUAGUGAUAGAUACACCAGGAAUAAAUGAUACAGAAAUGACUCAGGAAAAGCUUAAAAGUGAGAUAGGAAGGUGUAUUGAAAUGUGUGCUCCUGGGCCACAUGCACUCUUGCUGGUAAUUAGGUUUAACAGAUUUACAAUGGAACAGCAGGCUGCAGUAAAGUGGAUCCAGGAGAACUUUGGAGAGGGGGCUUUGAAGUACACAAUUGUGCUGUUUACCGGAAAAGAGGAAUUGGAUGGCAAAUCUGUCGAGAAGUUUAUCAGUGAAAACCCUUGCCUUCAAAAACUUGUCAAAAAGUGUGGAGACAGAUACCAUGCUUUCAACAAUAACGAUAUAUCAUCCCUACAGGUUAGAGAGCUGUUCAGUAAAAUAGAAAACAUGAUGAAAAUCAACCAUGCAGACUGCUACACAAAGGAAAUGUACAAGAGCACACAUGAUCUUAUUGCACGGAGAGAGAAGGAAAGAAAAGAAAAGAAGAAUAAAAGGGAUAGGGAAACGGAAAAAGAGAAAGAGAAAGCUGUUCUAUGGAAGGGUGUCGGGGCUGUUGCUGGGGCUCUUGCUGGGACUGCUACAGGAGCUGUGAUUGGAAGUGUAGCAGGCCCAUAUUUUGGAGGAGCAACAGUGGUGGUACAAGUAGGAGCAAAAGCAAUGACAGCAGCGACAGCAGCGACAGCAGGGUCAGCAACUCUAGGCGCAGGUGCAGGAGGAUUAGCUGGUUAUGGACGUGGGCCAAAAAUUCGCCAAUUGUACAAUGGUCUUCACAAUGGCGUUCUAAACCUAGUAAAUGACAACUCGGCUGAAAAAGAAAAGACUGACUAUGAAAUGUAAUCCUUUACUUGUUGGUAUUCUCUGGUGUCUUCGAACAUGUUUUGGGAAUCUAGGGUUAGGGUUAACAUGCAAAUAUAGAUGGUUUGAAGUGCUUCAUUGCAAGACCAAAUGACAAAAGCAGAUAGCACAAAUUUAACAAAAAUAUUUGUUUUAUUCUUUGGAUUUGUAAUACUGGUAGGUUUGACAUAAAAAAGAUGGAAACAUCACAAACAUGACAUUGUGUCAAUCCAAAACCAUGUCCAUUCCCCAGUAGUACAAAAUAAAUAAUUAAAAAAUAAACUCUAUUUUUUUCCGUAA